GUUACAGGUCUACAUCUGUGGAGCCAUAGUUGACAGGAAGCUCUGUGGGAGGCGUUGCGAAAGUGAGGCUUCGUUGAGACGUCACCAAGAAUCCUUCCAUGGUGUAGUCCUGGAGGUUGACCAACGGAAGAACUACACCUGCCAUUACUGUGGUCGCCACUUCGACCAUAAAGCUGAUGUAAAGGCUCACGCCAGAAGACAUAAGAAGGACAGGAAUUAUGGGCGCCAUUCAUCUUCGUCAGCUGAGCCAUCUUUUUCCAAAGGCCGAUCAUCGUCAUCAAGGUCGUUCCAGUCUUCAUCUGUGCAGCCAACAAAGAGGGCAUCAUUCUCAUCUUGGACAACUGAGCCAUCUUUGUCCAAUGACCGAUCAUCCUCAUCAAGGUCGUUCCAGUCCUCAUCUGUGAAGCCAACAAAGAGGGCAUCAUUCUCAUCUUGGACAGCUGAGCCAUCUUUGUCCAAUGGCCGAACAUCGUCAUCAUACCAGCCUGGGAAGUCACAUAAGGUACCAUCAGUUUCAUCCUCAUCUGCUACAUUAUCUGCGACUCGUGGCCGACCAUCAGAUAAACAAUCAAAGGUUCUAGUAUCAUCUUCAUCUGUUUCUGCGUCAAAAUCAUCAGUAUCGCAUGGCCGAUCAUCAUACCCCUCUUCUUCUAUAAAGAUCCCGAAGAUCUCGACUUCAAAAACCUCAUCCAAACUGUCCGCAUCUCUCAAACGCCCUUCAACAAAACCACACCAGUCAUCAUCAAAGUCCUUGUCGCCUUCCUCUCCUAAUCCAUCCAAGCUUGGAACAUCAACAUCUGGACAACACUCAUCUUCAGGGACCCUAGAACUAGUUCCCUCAAAAAUUGGAUUCAUCAAAGAGCCCAUCAAAUCUGCCGCAACCCAGUCUCCUAGCUCAACUGGGAAGAAAAGGAAGGUGGUGACCACUGAUGCUGCUAAGUCCAAACGUCCUAAGUUGGGUUCUAAAAGCCUGAGAGUCACCAUUAAUAGACUGACUCUGGAAGACAUCCAGAAGGCCACCAAGUCUUCAGAAGAGCAGACCUUGGAUGAGGAACUAAAUGUUAAACCUCAGGAUAUAAUCCAGCUAGAAAUACCUGAUGAGGAGAUCUCGCGGCCAAGUGGUGGAAAACUUCUCGUGAAAUCUUCACUCAAAUGGAAGAGGCAAUCCUAUUAUAUGAAGGGCACGACAAACAGUGAAACGCAGUACCAGCGAUCAGACGUUGAUGACAGGAGAAGUAAAGUCUUAUAUGGAAAAGGAUGGUAUCCCGCUGCCACUCCAGGGGACCUGUUUUCGACGCUAAUACCAGAUGGCCAACAAUUCAUGCCUGUUGACUACUCAAUGAAGAAACACAAUUAAAACAUGUGACAUUCAAUAUCAAUCAUGAGAGACAUUUCAUAAUUAAGAGACAUUACCAGUUACAGUGUAACUCGAAACUAAAUUCCCUGGGUUUUCUUUUAUUAUCACCAAAUUCAAUUAUUUGUUCGGGGUCGAACAAACUAAAGGGGGGAUAUUGUAAAAACCCGGUAAUUUAUUUUCAAUUUCAAUCUUUAUUUUUCUUGCAAAUGGUUGGGAGUUAUAGUCUUUCCGCUCUUUGAAUCCAUUAUAUUUACCUUCCGAUUUCUUUAUUCUUUCCAGGUUUGUUGAUCCAUCAAUUACUUUCGUAGGAACACGUAAAAAUGUAAUUUUGAUCCAAAAUUUAAUUAUUUGUUUACAAUGGCCGCCAUGUUGCCUAAUCUCGAGGACUCAAAAUUGGUUUCUUUUAAAAAAACCUACGAAAUGAUCGAUCAACAUCCCUUUUCUUAUUCUGAGGUGUUAUUCAUUAUUUAUAUAACUUCUUUAUGUAGCUUUCUGUUCAUUUUUGUAUUCGAUAACUUGUAACGUUUUGUAAAACAUUUUUGUAAAGAGCUUUGAGACUAGUUCCGGCAUUCUGGUUGGAUAGUUUCUAGCAAUACACAGGGCUAUAUUUUUCCGCUCGAAUAUUUCGAACUUCGCUUAAAGGAAAUAUCUUUGGGAACAUUAAGAUGUCUGAAAACUCUGCUGUAACUCAGGUGAAUAUAUUGAAAAUUAUUGUUAAGUUAGAUAGCAUAAUUAAUUCUUUGAUUGAACUUUCCAUGUUAAGUUAGUGUGAUUAAUUCACGGGAAAACUCCCUCAUGGAACUUUUACUUUUAUCCGUCCCUUGUUAUUUUCUCCGAGGAAAUGGGCCUUAAAGUGAGCCUACAUGACAUUCUGUCGUGUUAUCCUCAACCGGGACAUAUUUGUAGCUAUUUUUAUUUCUUAUAUCGGGAUUAAUUUGAAGCUUUUGGUUUUAACUUCGAAAUUAAUUAAAACUCAAUCAUUCCCGUGCAAACUAUUCAUGAAGCACGUUGCUUUAAUCUUAAACAAACUUCAGCAUUUGAUUCAAACAAUGGAAUUUCUUUCUCACUUUAUAGAAACAAUUGAAACAAUUCUUUUAAAUCAUUGCUCUUUUAAAUCAAAGCCAAGAUUAAUUAAAUUUCAAUUCUGAAUUUGCACAAUUAGAAUUAAUUCAAGGGCAGGGUUUUCCAGUAUUGGGAUCGAGCUUCGUGUGUGGACCCGGAGCCGUGACCAUAGCGUGACUACACCGCAUUUCAAUCAAUUCAGCUAUUGUGCUUAUAAGAUUACAAAUUCAUACGUAAAGAUAUUUUAAUAUCUAUGCAAUCUUCCAUUUAAAUUUCAAUAAAGUCAAAAUUCCAAAAAGCCUUUGAAGAUUGGUUUUUGGAUUAAAAAUGUUUCUAUUACAUGAUUUAAAAUUGCUCUUUUCCUACACAUAAACGGCCCCGAAGUCGUUCUGGGUGCAGCCUAUCACUAAAAUGUGAAUGAUCAAAUGUUGCAUAAUCUUUGCACAUCUCGUGUACAUAGGACAAAUAUAUCAAAAACUUGUAAUCUUUAAUAGUAGGAUAUAACUGUCAGUUUUCCAAUCAAACACUCCCUUCAAAAAUUAUUCCAUUUGUUCAUUCUUACUUUAAUUAGUUGGUUUGAAAUCCUUUGUUUGGCCGUCGAAGGCUUACUUUAAUUAGUUGACCUUCAUUGCAUCAUUAAUAUGUCAUUGCCUUAAUUGUGCCGUGAUUUCAAUAUCUAUCUCACCUUUUACCCGUGAAAUCAUGAACAAUACAAAAUUAUACCGUUUAAUUGGAAAAUCAUUUUAUUAGACUUAUGUUCGCUAAUAUGUUUGUAAAUCUGAAAUUAGUUGUCAUACUAAUUACCACUUAAUGGAAGUUCAUUAGCUUAAACAUUCUCAAUUGUGUGUUUACUCCACAGCAUUACUCCUUAAACGCUCAAGUAUUGAUUAUAUAAAUUCUUGAUUUUGGGGAUAAUUGUCUUUAUAUUCAUUGAGUGUUGUUUUUAUAUUUUAUACAUUUUUCUAACUUUAUAAUAAAAACAUCGAUAUGCAUAUAUGCUAC
This is a messenger RNA of Owenia fusiformis, 3421 nucleotides long. The record is from the annotation of a GenBank genome assembly. NCBI's taxonomy places the organism in Eukaryota, Metazoa, Annelida, Polychaeta, Sabellida, Oweniidae.